AUGGAGAAGGGGACCUUGGCAGCGCCCGGCUGGCGAGAAGGACCAAAGAGCGCUGACGUGGACCACCGCAUCUCUGCAAGGCGAUGGUUUAAAUGUACGUGCUUUGCGGAGUCAGGUAAAGACGAGCCCAGCAGCUACACGUGUACGACUUGUAAACAGCCUUUCAACAGCGCCUGGUUCCUCUUGCAGCACGCACAGAACACGCACGGCUUACGGAUCUACCUAGAAAGCGAGCACGGCAGCCCCCUGACGCCACGGGUUGGUAUCCCAACAGGACUAGGUGCAGAGUGCCCUUCCCAGCCACCUCUCCACGGGAUUCACAUUGCAGACAAUAACCCUUUUAACCUGCUCAGAAUACCCGGCUCGGUCUCGAGGGAGGCGUCGGGGCUGGGAGAAGGGCGCUUCCCACCCACGCCGCCCCUCUUUAGCCCUCCCCCGAGGCACCAUUUGGAUCCGCAUCGCAUUGAGCGCCUGGGUGCGGAAGAAAUGGCUCUGGCCACCCAUCACCCUAGUGCCUUUGACAGGGUGCUGCGACUGAACCCCAUGGCGAUGGAGCCCCCCGCUAUGGAUUUCUCCCGGAGGCUGCGGGAGCCGGCCCAGGCCGGCAACCCCUCCAGCCCGCCCUUGUCCCCGAGCCGGCCCAGCCCUAUGCAAAGGUUGCUGCAGCCCUUCCAGCCCGGCAGCAAGCCCCCGUUCCUGGCCACGCCGCCCCUUAGCCACACCGGGUAGAAGCCCUACAAGUGCAACCUCUGCGACCACGCCUGCACGCAGGCCAGCAAGCUGAAGCGCCACAUGAAGACCCACAUGCACAAGUCCUCCCCCAUGACGGUAAAGUCGGACGACGGGCUCUCCACCGCCAGCUCCCCCGAGCCGGGCACCAGCGACCUGGUGGGCAGCGCCAGCAGCGCCCUCAAGUCCGUCGUGGCCCAG
Molecule: messenger RNA, 930 nt
Organism: Balearica regulorum gibbericeps (East African grey crowned-crane)
Lineage: Eukaryota; Metazoa; Chordata; Aves; Gruiformes; Gruidae
Source: RefSeq, a predicted model, not a curated record